GUUUUGAGUAGCACAAGCUCAUUAAGUUGUGUGAUUUCAAUCGGAUUGGUUUAUAAUUAUGGCGUUGUCUAAGAUUUCUUCACUCAUUCGUCCGCUUUCGGUUCGUGCAUUUUCAACAUCUUCUCGCUUACUAAACGGUGAAUCUCGUGGACCAUGGUUUGGACUCUCUGAUGAACAAAGAGAACUUCAGUCACUCGCUAGGAAAUUUGCACGCGAAGAAAUUGCUCCAGUAGCUGCCAAAUUUGAUCAGUCUGGUGAAUAUCCAUGGGAACUGUUUAAAAAGGCUUGGGAACUUGGAUUGACUAAUCAUGGAAUUCCAGAGCAUUGCGGUGGUCACAAGCUUGGUGUUUUCGACAGUUGCUUGAUUGUUGAGGAGCUUGCAUGGGGCUGUACUGGAAUUGAACUUGCGCUUGAAGGAACUGGCUUAGGACAAACCCCAGUCAUUCUAUUCGGAUCACCAGAGCAACAAAAGAAGUAUCUCGGACGUCUUGUCGAAGAACCACUUUUAGCAGCUUAUUGUGUUACUGAACCAGCCGCAGGCUCUGAUGUUGGUGGACUUAAGUGUCGGGCAGUCAAAAAAGGUGAUGAAUAUAUCCUCAAUGGUCAAAAAAUGUGGAUUACAAAUGCUGGCGUUGCCAACUGGUACUUCGUACUUGCUAGAACAUCUGAUGAUCCAAAAGCACCAGCAUCAAAGGCAUUUACAGGAUUCAUUGUUGAACGUGACUGGCCAGGCGUAACUCCAGGACGUAAGGAGAUUAACAUGGGACAACGCGCAAGUGACACACGUGGAGUGACUUUCGAGGAUGUUAGGAUACCAAAGGAAAAUGUCCUGAUUGGUGAAGGUGCUGGAUUUAAGAUUUCAAUGGGAACUUUUGAUCUCACUCGUCCACCAACUGCUGCUGGAGCCACUGGAUUGGCACAAAGAGCUUAUGAUGAAGCACUUAAGUACUCAAUGGAAAGAAAGACUUUCGGAGUUCCAAUUGCCAAUCACCAAGCUGUACAAUUUAUGUUAGCUGACAUGGCAAUCGGAGUUGAGUUGUCUAGAUUAGCUUACUGGCGUGCAGCAUGGGAGGUCGACCAAGGCAGAAGAAACUCAUAUGAAGCUUCAAUUGCCAAGUGUUUUGCUGCUGACCAAGCUAACAAGAUUGCAGCUGAUGCUGUCCAAAUCUUUGGUGGAAAUGGAUUCAAUUCAGAGUAUCCAGUUGAGAAGCUUAUGAGAGACGCAAAGAUCUUCCAAAUUUAUGAAGGAACAUCGCAGAUCCAAAGAAUGAUUAUCGCUAGAAAUGCUUUUGAGAGAGCAAGACAAAUGAUUUCAUAA
Messenger RNA from Chironomus riparius, 1318 nucleotides. The record is from the annotation of a GenBank genome assembly. Lineage: Eukaryota; Metazoa; Arthropoda; Insecta; Diptera; Chironomidae.